CCACUGUUGUACAUUUGACAACGACACUGGACACGCAUUUCUUGAAAAGGGCAAUAGACACAUUGGAGGUGGAAGUGGUGUGAAAGAGGAGGGACUUGAGACUUCAGUUUGCGUUUCACUGUGGGAACUGAAGGGCGCUCGUGCUCGGUUCCGCCGGACUGACCGUUGAGCUGAGCCACGGAACUGGUCGCGCGCUCCUCACGCACGCUUAUAGUUUGCGCUGACAGCAACUGUCACACGUUAAACUUCAACAACUGUGCCAAACGUGGACAUUCCGUAAACCCGGUAAAGCUUAGAAGUUGUCCGUUUCUUUCCAAGCGCCUCUCUUCUAUGCAAGGAUGUGAAUUUCCACAGGAGGAUUUAAAGUCGUGCCAUGGUUUUGACCCGCGCGCUCCUCACAGAAAUGGGCCGCUCCGCAUCGACGGGUACAUGAAUCUGAGUUCCACCGGCCAGAUGCCUGAGAUGGAAGAAGUAGAUACCAAUGAGAGCAACGGCUUGGCGAAGAGGGUUGCUCUCAUCAGCUUCCUGUCACUGGUUAUGCUCAUGAGCGUCCUGGGGAACCUGCUGGUGAUGGUGGCCGUUUGUAAGGACCGGCAGCUCAGGAAAAUCAAAACCAACUACUUCAUCGUCUCGCUGGCGUUUGCUGACCUGCUGGUGUCAGUGCUGGUGAUGCCGUUUGGUGCAAUAGAACUGAUCCAUCAGAACUGGAUCUACGGAGAGACUUUUUGCCUGGUCCGCACCUCUCUGGAUGUGCUGCUGACCACAGCCUCCAUCUUACACCUGUGUUGCAUCUCCCUUGACAGGUACUAUGCCAUCUGUUGCCAGCCGCUGGUCUACAGGAAUAAGAUGACACCGCUGAGGGUGACUCUAAUGAUUGGAGGAUGCUGGAUUAUCCCAACUGUCAUUUCCUUCCUACCCAUAAUGCAAGGCUGGAACAGUAUAGGAAUAAAGGACUUGAUAGACAAGCGGAAGAUCUCCGGCAACUCUACAGUAUGUGUGUUCAUGGUGAACAAGCCAUACGCGUUGACGUGCUCAGUAGUGGCCUUCUACUUACCGCUGGUCCUGAUGGUCCUGGCGUACCAACGCAUCUACGUCACUGCACGGGAACACGCUCGCCAGAUCAGCAUGCUGCAGCGCGCUGGAGGAGCGGGGAAUGCGGACAGCGCAGACCACCAGCGCAACCACCGGAUGCGCACCGAGACCAAGGCAGCCAAGACUCUGUGCAUCAUCAUGGGCUGCUUCUGCCUAUGCUGGGCCCCGUUCUUCAUCACAAACGUGGUGGACCCCUUCAUAGACUACAGUGUUCCUGAGCAGCUGUGGGCCGCCUGCCUCUGGCUGGGCUACAUCAACUCCAUGCUCAACCCCAUCCUCUACGCCUUCCUCAACAAGUCCUUCCGUCGUGCCUUCCUUAUCAUUCUCUGCUGCGGACACAAGCGAUACCGCCGACCCUCCAUCCUUGGCCCUGGAACGACCUGCACGGCCACACAGAUUAAUGGAUCUACACAUGUACUGAAGUAUGCAGUUCUUCACAAUGGAAACCACAACGAACAGGAGAAACUGUCAAUACAGAAUGACACAGAGUCCCAGGAGUCAUGUUUCUGACACAGGCCACCCUCUAAUGAGGACCAGCUCUGGAAGGUCCCAUUUCUUACGGGCCUGCCUGCAGCUCAAGCCCAACCUGAGCAUUUAAGGACUCACAUACUGGGAGAUGGACUGAACCGUCUGCUCAAAGAGCUGCUGAACAAUGAAGGAAAGAGUAAUGUUGCCAAAGGUAUCUGGUCUAGAUUUUAGGAUAUAAAUUUCUAUGGGAAAGGAAUGUCCCCCCCAAAUUUGGUAAUUUCUUUUGGUAAUGCCAAAAAUGCAUCUUACAAGCUUUAUACAGAGAGGUUUUAGAGUUCUAUGAGGUCAGGAUAACAAUUCCUGAAAGGUACUGCACAAAUGCUGAAAAGCUGUCACUUUAUUAAACAAAAAUAAAGAUUUAUUUUUGUUCUAGAAAUUAAAAUGAAUUCCACAAACAAACAUUCAUACCACAGUAUUAAGAGCUGAGCGCAGAGCUGACCAACUCCUCCAUUUCUCCAUAUACAUUUCCAUAUGUACUCAAUAUAUGGAUAUGUUUUCUAACAGGAUCCAGGCAUCCUUAAGAAUAUUCUGAAUACCAUUACAUAAAAUCAGUCUUUCAAUAAAUAUGGCAUAUUUCAGAGCUAUAAAACACAAAAUUACCUAAAUAAUUUUAUAAAAACAUGACUUUUUUUCAAGCAAAUUAAAAAACAUAAUAUCUCCAUUUUUACAUUGUUCUUUUGUGAACAAUUGGCAUUGUAAGAUGUCUAAAACUCUUAUGGAAAUGAGAUUUAACCAGACUUUGUUUGUGUAUUUUGGCUUCUUAUAAAACCUUCUGAAUACACAGAUUUCUUUCUGUAUUAUAUAUAUUCAGUCAGGUCAGCUUUAUGCAUUGCUAAAUGCAUCCAUUUCUAAAUGAUGUCCAUACAAUCUCUUCUGAUGCAAUUCACCGCCAUACAAAGAGCAGUGCUUUUCUGAGAGCGUUAACACUACAUGAUGCCUGCUGACUCUGCCUGUUACUGAGAAAGUGUCAGGCCACUCCAAACAAAACCUUUGGUGACAACAACCAGGGCCACCAGUUUUAAACAGUUUCAAUGGUUCUUGCAAAGGUUCUUAAAGGUAUAGUUUGAAAAAAAUUAUUUAUUUAUUCAUCCUCAUGUGAUUUCAAAUUGUAGCAGUUUCCUCUGUAAAGCAUAAAUGAUGCAAAGUGGCAUUAAUUCAGAAUAUAUAAGAGUUAGUUCACCCUAAAGUGACAUUUUGUCAUUAUUUACUCCCACACUGUAAAACCC
This is a messenger RNA of Danio rerio (zebrafish), 2846 nucleotides long. Lineage: Eukaryota; Metazoa; Chordata; Actinopteri; Cypriniformes; Danionidae. The record is from RefSeq and is a predicted model, not a curated record.